UGGAGGUGAGCGGCCCGUGCGCAUGCUUGUUUUCGGCUCUACCGGGGAGUGCGUCCGUAUAAAUAGACUCCGAGGAGCCACAAGCCAGCGAGGAGCAGAAAGCAACAGGCGGGGGAACAAGUUCAGGACAGAGCCCGUCCAACUGAAGGACUGUGUCGUUCGAGAUAGCUGACGGGUUGAGUUCAGACGCAGGCAUGAUGGACCGCUUUAAGUGUUGCGUGCUGGUGGCUGGCUGUGCCAUUAUCGUCCUGGCUGUCGUGGUCGUGGAACCGGUGAUGGUGACCUUCAAGGCCACGUUCAUCAAGGACUGCAAGAGGAUAGCUGCGAAGGACAGAAGGAACAGCACCUACUGUGUGGAUGUCUGGAGUGCCUUUGAGAAAGCGUACGUGGGCCGGGACCCCUGUCAGGUCCCGCCGGAGGCCUACGAUCACCUGCUGUCCGUCGCACCUCCGCAGCCCAUGCGCAACCGGAUGUUGUUUUGGAGCGGGACCAAGGAGGUGGCCCACCAGGUGUCAGUGGGAUGCUACCAGACCCUGGAGGACACCAUGCUGGGAUCUGUACUGGAUGGAAAGGUCUGGUGUGGGAAGAAGGGGAGGAAGAGCAAAACGUUCACCUCUGGGUGUCCCGGCUGGACUGAAUGUGUGAACACCCCGGUCAGGUCCUUCUGGAGCAGAGCGUCUGCUGAGUUUGCAGCGGUUGCCUGCGGAGAUGCUGUCGUCCUACUCAACGGCUCCAGAGAUACCCCCUUCAGCCCUACCAGUACUUUUGCCAAAAUCGAAGUCCAGAAGUUCAAACCCGGCAAAAUGAAGAGUCUCACUGUCGUCCUGGUAACCAAGGACAAAGUUGUGGCUAACUGUGAGAAUGCAUCUUUAAAUAAGUUAAAGAAGCAACUCAAACCUGGAAUCAAGUAUAUUUGCAAGGAGGUGACAGAGUCUAAACUCAUCAAAUGCAAGAAGGACCAUGGCAAAUCCUGUGUUGUCUGCUGGUGAACCCCUCAUCUGCCAGUCCUGUAAGGCUGUGUUCCAAUUGUCAUUCCAGAGCCUUUCCUUCCUAUAUCUCCAGAUGUUGUCCUCGACCACCAUGUACCCUGUUCCAAUAGACGCAGUAAGCUAGCAAAAGCAGCCCGAAAUAACGUGGUUGGAUUUGAUAAGGAAACUUUUAGCUUUAAAAACAAGGCUAUCUGACGGGUAUCGAGUAAAUGCUUGUGAACAAGUAUUUGUAUUGUGUAAUGCUAUUUUUGACUUAUAUUUCUUAUUAUAAUGAUGAAUUGCUAUUACACAUAUAGUCUAUAGCCUAGUUUAGAAUAUUUUAAGUCAAGUAGGGAAAAUUGUCGUGUACAUAAUUGUGUGAGUCAGCAAAUGGUUCUUGAUUCACGACAGAUAUGCAGAAGUGUCAAAACGGACACGUUCAUAAAAUGUGACAUAAAUAGCCUAGACGGGUGGGGAUGGGAGUCAUGGUACGGCAAUUAUUGCUCUAUUCUUUUCAUCAGUGUCAUGAUGAGGAAUUGACAACACGAGGACAUGGUCCAUUGUUCUUCUUUCAAACUCAUCGGUUUUCUCCCCCAAAACGUGUGCGGGAACUUGAACGUCUGCCCACAUGUUGUGCUUUAUAAUGAUCAAUGUGUUUUCUCUUUCAUAUCUCUCUUAAAGGACAUAGGCUUUUACAUUUUUCGAUGAUAAACAUUGAAAUACUUGUUUCAAUAACAAAUAAAUAAAAGAUUGAUUUCCAACAAAAGAAAAA
Molecule: messenger RNA, 1740 nt
Organism: Gadus morhua (Atlantic cod)
Lineage: Eukaryota; Metazoa; Chordata; Actinopteri; Gadiformes; Gadidae
Product: ADP-ribosyl cyclase/cyclic ADP-ribose hydrolase 1
Exons: 8
Coding region: 195-989 (264 amino acids)
Biological process (GO): positive regulation of B cell proliferation
Cellular component (GO): plasma membrane
Molecular function (GO): NAD+ nucleosidase activity, cyclic ADP-ribose generating; phosphorus-oxygen lyase activity
Source: RefSeq, a predicted model, not a curated record